Messenger RNA from Nezara viridula (southern green stink bug), 743 nucleotides. The record is from the annotation of a GenBank genome assembly. NCBI's taxonomy places the organism in Eukaryota, Metazoa, Arthropoda, Insecta, Hemiptera, Pentatomidae.
AUAUUUAAAUGAUUUUCCCUAUGCUAGUGUUUUGUUUCUUGUUUUAGAUGUUUUUUAUCUUCUGUUAGUAACAAGAGGAAUUUAUAAAAAUCUAGUCACAAAAAUCAUUUUUUAAGCAGAAAUAGGUAUUUUCGGACAAAGGGAAGUUGAAGCAAACAUUAUGGACAGUACAACAUAUAAUUUAAAACAAAGAUUAGCAGGUGUCUCCCAAUCUCUACUAUCAAUUGGAGAUGACAAUCAUCAGAAAGGAAUUACUUUGAAACUGAAUGAUGAAAAUAUUCUAAGAAUGGCAGUUUUAGAGCAUGUGGAAAUAAUCAGACUGAUCAGGGAAUUCGAUAAGCUUCUGACUGAUAUAUUUUUAAUCCAAGUUCUUCAGACAACAAUAGUGUCAACUAUGUGUUUUUAUGCAGCUUCAAAGAUUGAUGAUAUAAUGGAUGUACCAAAAUUUGUUGCAAUCAUAUCAGCAACAUAUAUGCAGCUCUAUAUUUAUUGUUGGCUUGGAGAAGAAAUAUCUCAACAUAGCAAUGAUAUACACCAUAGCAUAUAUGCGAGUAAAUGGUAUCAGUGUGAUCUCAAAGUUAGGAAAUCAUUAAAUAUAUUUGAAACAUUUACAAAGGCUCAUUUCAAACUUAAUGGUGGCCAUAUUUUUACAAUUCAUCUAGAAACAUUCCUUUUGAUGCUGAAGGAAUCUUUUUCUUACUUUAUGGUUUUGAGGGCUAUUGUAAAAUAAAAUGUUGUCUUGA